ACCUUCUUUAAAAAAAUCGUUUAUUAACUAUUAUAAUGGUUUUAUUUAUAAUAUUUCUAACUAGCAUAAAUCGCAGGUGAUGACCAACGCAAAAGAACGAAAAACUGCCACUCUGCCACAGAAUGUGAGCAAUGCGAGAUGUCGUAACUCUAAAUACAUGGAUGGUCCAGAGAGAAGUAAGGUACCUGAUGACAAAGUCCCGUGGAGUGUCGAGUUCAAGGACUACAAACCUGUUCAUUUCAAUUCUCCCAGAGUGUUGAGCAAACCUGUCUGGGCUGACCCCAAUAUUGAGACGGAUAAGAAAGUUGUCUUGAAGUUUAACAAAGUUGAUGGUAAGGUCAACAGAAAGUCCCAUGUUGGGGAGUACCAGGUAGUUGACGGACUGCCGCUCAACAUUACCGGUAGAACUGGACUCACUGGAAGAGGACUCCUUGGAAAGUGGGGACCAAACCAUGCAGCCGAUCCUGUGGUCACCAGAUGGAAACAUGAUGACAAAGGUGAACAAGUUAUGGAUCCCAAAACAAAGAAGCCAACUCUUCAGUUUGUCUCAAUCAAGCGUCUUGACACUGGCGAGUGGGCAAUACCAGGUGGGAUGGUGGAAGCUGGUGACAGUGUAAGCGCUACUCUCAAGAAAGAGUUUGGAGAGGAAGCUCUGAACACGAUGACGAUGGACAAGAAACAGCAAGCUGAAGUGGGUAAGCAAGUGAAGGAGCUGUUUAAGAAGGGGAACGUGCUUUACAAGGGAUAUGUGGAUGAUCCACGGAACACUGACAACGCCUGGAUGGAGACUGUGGCAGUUAACUACCAUGACCACAAAGGUACUUUCCACAAGUUCAAACUUCAAGCUGGUGAUGAUGCGGGUCAUGUGGAGUGGGUGGACAUAGACUCCAACUUGAAGAUGUAUGCUAGCCACUCUUACUUUGUCAUGGGGGCUGCUCAAGUUAAUAAUGCUCACUGGUAA
Molecule: messenger RNA, 961 nt
Organism: Bolinopsis microptera
Lineage: Eukaryota; Metazoa; Ctenophora; Tentaculata; Lobata; Bolinopsidae
Product: ADP-ribose pyrophosphatase, mitochondrial-like
Exons: 1
Coding region: 80-961 (293 amino acids)
Molecular function (GO): ADP-ribose diphosphatase activity
Source: RefSeq, a predicted model, not a curated record